This is a messenger RNA of Myxocyprinus asiaticus (Chinese sucker), 1573 nucleotides long. Its product is annotated as cytochrome P450 2G1-like. The transcript is spliced from 9 exons. The record is from RefSeq and is a predicted model, not a curated record. NCBI's taxonomy places the organism in Eukaryota, Metazoa, Chordata, Actinopteri, Cypriniformes, Catostomidae. Gene Ontology annotation, molecular function: heme binding; oxidoreductase activity, acting on paired donors, with incorporation or reduction of molecular oxygen, reduced flavin or flavoprotein as one donor, and incorporation of one atom of oxygen; iron ion binding. Bases 98 to 1573 code for a protein of 491 amino acids. Gene Ontology annotation, cellular component: intracellular membrane-bounded organelle; cytoplasm. Gene Ontology annotation, biological process: xenobiotic metabolic process.
UCUAAAGCCAAUAUAGAACAGACAGCUAAGAAACACUGAGAAUGAAAACAGAUGUUCAGAAAGAGCUGUUCUUCAAAUAACGUUUUGUAGAAGAAGAAUGGAAAUCUCCAGCUCAUUUGUGUUGGUUUCAGUCUUGGCCGUGCUGAUGUUGGUCAGAUGGUGGAGGAAAGCAAGUGGACUUACUCUACCUCCGGGACCUUUGGCACUGCCACUGAUUGGUAACUUACUGAUGAUAGAAAAGCGUGCACCCUUUAAAAGCUUUAUGAAGUGGAGUGAAACCUAUGGACCUGUGAUGACGGUGUACCUCGGGCCCCAGAGAGUGGUUGUGCUGGUCGGUUAUGAUACAGUGAAGGAGGCCCUACUGGAUCAGGGAGAACACUUUGCAGGCAGAGCCCCCAUUCCCUUUCUCAAAAAAAUUGUGAGAGGCUAUGGUCUGGCCAUCAGUAAUGGUGAACGUUGGCGUCAACUGAGGCGUUUUACUCUCACCACACUGAGGGAUUUUGGGAUGGGACGCAAAAGAAUGGAACAGUGGAUUCAAGAAGAGAGCAGACACUUGCUGAAGAGUUUUGAGGAAACCAACUCUGCACCAGUAGAUCCGACCUUCUUCCUGAGCCGAGCUGUGUCCAAUGUGAUCUGCUCCUUGGUGUUUGGGCAGCGCUUUGAUUAUGAAGACAAAAACUUCCUGCACUUACUCCAGAUCCUCUCAAGAAUCUUGCGCUUUGCCAGCAGCACUUGGGGCCAGCUCUACAACAUCUUCCCUCGACUAAUGGAAUUCUUGCCUGGGAAUCAUCACGACGUGUUUAGAGAGACAGAUGACAUCAGAUCCUUUGUUAUGUCUAAGGUCAAAGAGCACGAGCAAACUCUGGACUCCAGCGAUCCAAGAGACUUUAUUGACUGCUUUCUUAUCAAACUCAAACAGGAGAAAGACAAUCUUGAGACAGAAUUCCACAAAGAGAACAUGACUGGGACAGUUUUAAAUCUGUUUGCAGCUGGUACGGAGACCACCAGCACAACUAUCAGAUACGCCCUGAUGCUGUUGAUCAAGCACCCACAUAUACAGGAACAAAUUCAGAAGGAGAUUGAUAGAGUUAUAGGACCGAACAGAAUUCCUACAAUGGACGACAGGAAGUCCCUUCCAUUCACUGAUGCUGUGAUUCAUGAAGUGCAGCGAUAUCUAGACAUCGUUCCACUCAGCAUUCCUCAUUAUGCCACACAAGACAUCUCAUUCAGAGGUUAUGUAAUACCAAAGGACACAGUGAUUAUUCCCCUGUUGCACUCUGUCCUAAAGGAUAAGGGGCAGUGGGAAACCCCUUGGACAUUCAACCCUGAACACUUCUUGGAUGCCAAUGGCAAUUUUAAAAAGAAUCCAGCCUUUAUCCCCUUCUCUGCUGGUAAACGCUCUUGUGUGGGCGAGUCUCUGGCUCGUAUGGAGCUCUUUCUGUUCAUCGUGUCUCUGCUUCAGAAGUUCAACUUCAGUAGUCCAAAUGGUCCAGAUGACAUAGAUCCCAGUCCUGAACUAAGCGGCUUUGGCAACUUGCCUCGAUUUUAUCAGCUUAUUGCCUCCCCUCGCUGA